This is a messenger RNA of Syzygium oleosum, 809 nucleotides long. RefSeq names its product protein EARLY RESPONSIVE TO DEHYDRATION 15-like. The record is from RefSeq and is a predicted model, not a curated record. The transcript is spliced from 2 exons. Lineage: Eukaryota; Viridiplantae; Streptophyta; Magnoliopsida; Myrtales; Myrtaceae. Bases 138 to 581 code for a protein of 147 amino acids.
GACACCAUACAGUCCGUCCGUCUCAUUAUCUUCUUUAGCCUUUGAAGCUUUCUCGUUCCUUGUCCUCCGAUUCUCUGUAACCGCUCCCGAGCGCUUUGUGACUGGUUCCGUUUCGUGUGCCGAGCAUUGAAGUGGCGAUGGACGUGAUCUCGAGGACAAGCCCCCUUCUGACCUCCUCCACGCUGAACCCCAACGCCCCGCUGUUCGUGCCGAUGGCGUACCGGACGGUGGAGGACUUCUCCGACGAGUGGUGGGCCCUGGUCCAGACCUCGCCGUGGUUCCGCGACUACUGGCUCGAGGAGCGCUUCUGCGAUCCCCAGGACGACCCUCUCUUCUCCGCCGUCGACGAUUUCGCCCUCCCCGACGACCUCGACUCUCUCUUCGACGACGACUACGAUCAAACCCUCCUCGACCAUGGAAAGGAGGAAGGAAGAGGGUGUUGCGGGGAUCUGGUUUCCAUUGGAGGGUUGAAGUGGAAGGAGGCGCGACGUGAGGCGCACGCGCCGAGGUACGCGGAGAAGGCGCCGAAGAUCGUGAACAACGUGAGGGUGAGCCCCAAAACGAUUCAGCAGCCGCGCUAGAGGUUCGACUCACUGGGUGUAGUUGGAAGACCGAGUCGAGUUCAUUGUGUUUUAGCUGUGAAUUGAAUUUGAUUUCUGCCAUUGCGUCUUACUGCUACUGUAAAUAGAGUCUUGGCUACUUCUUGUGUUUCCGGUCUAGGUUUCGUCUUCUGACUGUGUUGUUUUAGAUCAUGCGAAUGGAAUAUGUACUGAAUUCACCAAUGAAAAUCGGGAAAAAAAAUUGGAAAA